AUGGAGAUCUCAGUUAAAUGUCCCAUUUUUGGCUGCCUCUUGCUCGUGCUCUUGCCUAUGCUAUGCUCCUCUCAAGACAACUUUGUAUACUCUAGAGCCACUUAUUAUGGCAGCCCUGAUUGCUAUGGGACACCAUCUGGGGCUUGUGGAUUUGGUGACUUUGGAAGGACUGUGAAUGAUGGCAAUGUUGCUGCCGUUUCUUAUCUCUAUAGGAAUGGUUCUGGUUGUGGUGCAUGCUACCAGGUUAGGUGCACUAAUCCAACAUAUUGUAGUGAUAGUGGAGCCUAUGUAGUGGUGACUGACCAUGGUGAAGGGGAUUACACUGACUUUAUCUUGAGCCCACGAGCCUUUGCAAAAUUGGCUCAUCCAAACACAGCCUUUGAAUUGUUCUCUUAUGGUGUGGUUGAUGUACAAUUCAGAAGGGUUUCAUGCCAAUACCCUAAUUACAACACGGUCAAGUUCAAGGUUCAUGAGCAUAGUAGGUACCCGGACUACUUGGCGAUCGUCAUCAUUUAUGUCGGUGGCCAAAACGAUAUCACCGUCGUUGAAUUGUGGCAGGAGGAUUGCAAUGAAUGGAAGGGGAUGAGGAGAUCCCAUGGAGCUGUUUGGGACAUGGCAAACCCACCUAAAGGAGACAUAAAAUUGAGGUUUCAAGUGAGUGGAAGUGUGGGAUAUGGAAGGUGGGUGAUGGUAACCAAUGCUCUCCCAAGCUAUUGGAAGGCAGGAGUUGAUUACGAUACUAACAUUCACCUCUAUUAACCCUUUAAUUAAACAUACCCAUUAGUACUAUGUGUUGUAUUAUGCA
Molecule: messenger RNA, 805 nt
Organism: Cucurbita pepo subsp. pepo (vegetable marrow)
Lineage: Eukaryota; Viridiplantae; Streptophyta; Magnoliopsida; Cucurbitales; Cucurbitaceae
Product: expansin-like B1
Cellular component (GO): extracellular region
Source: RefSeq, a predicted model, not a curated record